GACCUUGAGGAUGACCGCGGGUAUCGGUGGCCGAGCCAGAACAGUGGUUCAGUGGCUGGAGUUUUGCGGCAGCAGUGAUGAGAGACGGUGACUGGGGCCCUCACUCGCUUGGGGAUGAGAGGGAGUGUGUCACGGGUGGCGCCACGACCAUAGUGCAGCAAGGUCACUGAUCUGACGGAGUAGUGGUGAGCCUGCUGUGUUUUCAUGUCAGCGCGGGGCGGCAUGGUGCGGCAGGGAGACACGAAGGGGUGCAUACUGCUACAGGUAGUGAAUGAUAUGUUGGGGCACGAGGCUCAGUGCCUCCAGUGCCAGUGUACGCAGUGCAUGUCCUGAUCACAGCCAAGUGCAAUCAAUGGGUGAUUCAUUCAUUUAAGAAAUGAAGGUAAAUCAACACAAAGUGGGACUGCUGGUGGUGUUGCUUGUGUCAGCAGUGUUCCUGUGUUACUCCCUACUGAGUCAUGAGCUGCCUAGCAUGCACUUAAAACCUGCCAGCAGUGUUUGGAGGUUUUGGAACCCUCCUCGGCAACACCACACGGUGAUAUCAAACAGUACAACAUUGGGAGAUAGAAAAAUAUAUUACACUUUUUCGCCUCAACGAAACACCACUGCUCCUGCAACUGUUCACCGCAAACACCAAGUAAACAGGAAAAAUCUCCGGCGUCUCACAACACUGUGUGUAGGAGACGCCCAGCAAAGAAACGCUUCGCAGCAGGUCAAGCCGACAACCUGCCGCCUGCUGGAGCAACGGGCCAGGGUGGUUCAAGAGGUGUGUCGCCGCCAACACGUUCAGCAGGCGCCGCCAGGCACUGACAGGUCUCACGACGGUGAUGAGCCAGGGAAUUACGUAGAGUACGUGUCGCGCAAACAUAUUUACCUGCUGCGGCGUGCCUUCACGCUUACUUGUGUCAUCAACAAAGUAGCCUCAACAACUUUAGCGUCCACUCUGAUGGCGGCCGAUGGACAGCCGUUGCCGUUGCCAUCAGGCACCUCCCCACACGUGGUGGCUGCAGAGACGCUCACGCCAAAGACAGACAAUGAAUUUGAGUUUGCAAGGAGGCACUUCUUCAAAUUCCUGCUAGUCAGACAUCCAUUCAGCCGCCUGUUGUCUGCUUACCGUGACAAGGUGGAGGCAGCACAACACUGGUCCCUGAAGCAACUGAGGGAGCACAUCUUUACAACUCUUGCUGAAGCAAACCUAACAAAGAGGAGACCAAAUAAAGACUCACAGAACAGUGGUGAUGACAUCCCCACUUUUAGAGACUUCCUGGAAUAUAUCCUUAUCAACAAAUGGACAGGAGGAGGGUUUGACUCACACUGGGCACCCUAUUGGCACCUGUGCUCCCCAUGCUUUAUCCAGUAUGAUGCAGUGGCCAAAUUGGAGACUGCACACACUGAUCUCAAGUACAUUUGGCACCACAUGAGGUUAAAGGAGCCAGUGCCGUGGAUCAAUCGGUCAAGUCAGAACAGCACCAGUGGCAGCACCAUCAACCAUUACUACCAGGGUCUAAGUCCAGAUCUCAUUGCCCGAGUGUACCACCAUUAUAGCCUGGACUUUAAGAUGUUCCAGUAUGACAUUCUAGAUGUUGUCAGGGAAGGGGGCCACUGCCACAUGCAAGACUGUUCAGACAUGGUUCCUUUCUUCUCCUAGCAAAGGUUUUGUCAUGUAUGAAUAUAUGGUAAAUGAACAAAUGUGAUCACAGUUAUAUGUACAUUUAAAAGUAAAUGUCUUUGGCACCAGAAACAAAUAUUAAAAUGAAAAUGUCUUUGG
Messenger RNA from Portunus trituberculatus (swimming crab), 1768 nucleotides. Its product is annotated as carbohydrate sulfotransferase 11-like. Gene Ontology annotation, biological process: carbohydrate biosynthetic process. The record is from RefSeq and is a predicted model, not a curated record. The coding region runs from base 377 to 1648 and encodes 423 amino acids. Lineage: Eukaryota; Metazoa; Arthropoda; Malacostraca; Decapoda; Portunidae. Gene Ontology annotation, cellular component: membrane. Gene Ontology annotation, molecular function: sulfotransferase activity. The transcript has 7 exons.